AAGGGGAACGAGGACGUGGAGCUAUCUCCGGACUGUGUCUACAUCGUCGAUGGUCCAUUGGACAUCCUGAUUUGGAUUGGAAAGUCAUCAACGAACGCGCACGUUCAAGCUGCAAAGGAGGCUGUACAGAAUUUUCAGAGGUAUGAAGGAUCGCCAUCGGGGAGCGAGGAGGUGAAGCAGGGGGAGGAAGCUGAGCGGCAUGUGGCGCAGCUGAGGAAGUUGCGAUGCUUGCUGCCAGGAGGGGGAGAGGCGAAGGAGUACAGUCGAUCUUCUGACAAGACCGAGAAGACCAUUGUUCCCCUGUCAUCAACGCGAGAUCCGCAGUUGAAGGAGCCAGCAGUGCAGGAGACGUCAAGUCCGUCCACGUCCGACUCCGGGGACGUGUCCAACAAGAGGAGUUUCCCUCAAGGAGGAGCAAGCUGCACCGUCCAAACCCCACGAGGCGGAAGGUCGGAUGCUCCCAUCUUCAACAUGAAGCUAUCGUUGAAUCUGCCGACUGCUCAAGUUUCUCCCGUGAAGGAGGCGGUAGAAGAAACCAAGACUUCUCCGACCCCUUCAAGUCCCUACAGUCAGGAUGGUCAAAUGAUGCGGAUGUUUGAGAUUGCAGAGGAUCACAGCAAGUGGGAUGAGCUCGACAACUUCGAUUCCGAUGACUUGUGGCCGAGCAAGGCCUUCAUUCUCCUAGAGCGAUCGGAGGAUGCAGUGCCUGCGUACGUCUGGAUCGGCAGCGAGUUCGAAGGGGUUGAGGAUGUCGAUGAUGAGGAGGAAUGUCAUGAGUUUGCAAGGAAGUCUGUCAAAACCUUCACCAAGGCUCUCGGCAUCACCAUCGAAGAUCUUCAUGUUGUAACCGAGGGACAAGAACCUGACUCGUUCUGGGAUUUGUUCGAGCUUGGUUAGAGGUGUCCCGACACGUUAUUGUUCUUCAUCUAACUCAAUAUCAUGUUGAAAGUGAAUCAACCCGUUAAA
Molecule: messenger RNA, 966 nt
Organism: Guillardia theta CCMP2712
Lineage: Eukaryota; Cryptophyceae; Pyrenomonadales; Geminigeraceae
Exons: 7
Coding region: 472-897 (141 amino acids)
Source: RefSeq, a predicted model, not a curated record